Messenger RNA from Oncorhynchus tshawytscha (Chinook salmon), 975 nucleotides. Its product is annotated as leukocyte immunoglobulin-like receptor subfamily B member 5. The coding region runs from base 1 to 975 and encodes 324 amino acids. The record is from RefSeq and is a predicted model, not a curated record. Gene Ontology annotation, biological process: cell surface receptor signaling pathway. NCBI's taxonomy places the organism in Eukaryota, Metazoa, Chordata, Actinopteri, Salmoniformes, Salmonidae. Gene Ontology annotation, molecular function: transmembrane signaling receptor activity. The transcript has 6 exons.
AUGGCUCUGCCUUUGGCCGCAGUGAGUAUCUCUCCUCGGGGUCUCCUCUACCUUGGAGAGACAGUCACUCUGCAGUGUGACAUAUCCGACUACACAGACUGGACGUACCUCUGGUCCAGAGACAACCAACAGCUUUCCAGUCAGACCAGUGAAACCAUCACCAUCUCUCUCCCUGACCAAGCUGGUCAGUACCAGUGUCAGGGGAAAAGGACAAGGCAGCCCCAGUGGUCAAAUCUCAGCUCAUCUCUCCCCAUCAUCGUCACUACUCUGCCUGAAACUACACUGACUGUAGAGCCAAAACCUGUGUUUUCUGGAGAGAGAGUUACUCUGAUGUGUUCAGUAGGGUCUGACAGUAGCUGGAGCUAUAAGUGGUACAAAGACAGGAAUGAUAAUAAACCUCAACCUGUCCUGGGUAUCUCUCCUCAGUGGCUGAACCCUGGAGACUCAGUGGCUCUGAACUGUAAAGUUGACAAGACGUCUACAGGCAGGAGGUUCUCCUGGUACAGGACUGUUCCCUACAGAGCUGGGUUACCCUCCCUAUCAGACAAGUCUUACUCUCUACAGCCCCUAUCUGACAAUGUGAAUAGUGAAGACUCCUACACUCAGAUCCCUGCUGGUCCUACUCCCACAGGAGGAUAUGUGUGUAGAGUUGGGAGAGGAGACCCAGUCUAUGACACACUACAAUCUGAAGCCUUCAGUGUCUCUCAGAAGAAGCCAACACAACAACACUUUAGAUCAAAGUCUCUCUCACUGAGCUGUGAGAAGAAGGGGAAUUCUACUGGAUGGAGACUGAGAUACACAGAGAGAGGAGUAGAGUCAGGGUGUGUCUCUAACUGGAGAUCAAUAACAGGGUCCACAUGUACCAUCAGGUCCACAUACACAGGGGACAGUGGAGUGUACUGGUGUGAGUCUGGAUCAGGAGAGUACAGUAAUGCUGUCAACAUCACAGACUUGGACAGAUCAGCAAGGGAAUAA